AUGGCCGACCAGGAAGUGGAUCUGGACUCCAUUAUCGACCGGCUGCUGGAGGUGAGGGGCAGCCGGCCCGGUAAGCAAGUGCAGCUGCUGGAAUCGGAGAUCCGUUUCCUUUGCACCAAGGCCCGUGAAAUCUUCAUCUCGCAGCCCAUUCUGCUGGAGUUGGAAGCUCCCAUCAAGUUUUUUUCUUCUUCCUUUGUUAGAUCUGUGGUGAUAUCCACGGCCAAUACUACGACCUUUUGCGUCUGUUCGAAUACGGUGGAUUCCCCCCCGGAGGCCAACUACCUUUUCCUUGGUGAUUACGUCGACCGUGGCAAGCAGUCCCUGGAGACCAUCUGUCUGCUCCUUGCCUACAAGAUCAAGUACCCCGAGAACUUCUUCAUCCUGCGUGGUAACCACGAGUGCGCCUCUAUCAACCGUAUCUACGGUUUCUACGAUGACUGUGGAAGACCUUCACCGACUGCUUCAACUGCCUCCCCUAUCGCGGCCAUAAUUGACGAGAAGAUCUUCACCAUGCACGGUGGUCUGAGCCCCGACCUGAACUCGAUGGAGCAGAUCCGCCGAGUCAUGCGUCCCACUGAUAUUCCUGACUGUGGUCUCCUCUGCGAUCUGCUGUGGUCCGAUCCCGACAAGGAUAUCACUGGCUGGAGCGAGAAUGACCGUGGUGUAUCUUUCACAUUUGGCCCUGACGUGGUGUCACGCUUCCUGCAGAAACACGAUAUGGAUUUGAUAUGCCGAGCUCACCAGGUUGUGGAGGAUGGCUACGAGUUCUUCUCCAAGCGCCAACUCGUCACACUAUUCAGUGCGCCCAACUACUGUGGUGAAUUCGACAAUGCAGGUGCCAUGAUGAGCGUCGACGAGAGCUUGCUCUGCUCCUUCCAGAUCCUGAAACCAGCAGAAAAGAAACAAAAGUACGUCUACGGGAGCAUGAGCUCUAGCGGAUCCGUCACUCCUCCGCGCAAACAAAAGAAGAAAUAA
Penicillium manginii is the source of this 975-nucleotide messenger RNA. RefSeq names its product type 1 serine/threonine-protein phosphatase catalytic subunit GLC7 (gene glcA). Gene Ontology annotation, cellular component: cytoplasm; nucleus. The transcript has 5 exons. The record is from RefSeq and is a predicted model, not a curated record. NCBI's taxonomy places the organism in Eukaryota, Fungi, Ascomycota, Eurotiomycetes, Eurotiales, Aspergillaceae. Bases 1 to 975 code for a protein of 324 amino acids. Gene Ontology annotation, molecular function: protein serine/threonine phosphatase activity.